Hipposideros armiger (great roundleaf bat) is the source of this 1116-nucleotide messenger RNA. It is a transcript of the gene IFT20, whose product is annotated as intraflagellar transport 20. Gene Ontology annotation, biological process: protein localization to cilium; cilium assembly. The transcript has 7 exons. The coding region runs from base 249 to 788 and encodes 179 amino acids. Gene Ontology annotation, cellular component: ciliary base; non-motile cilium; neuron projection. Lineage: Eukaryota; Metazoa; Chordata; Mammalia; Chiroptera; Hipposideridae. The record is from RefSeq and is a predicted model, not a curated record.
CGGUGUCAGGUAGUGAUGCAAUGUGUAAACAGGUUCUGCAGCCGUGGCAGCGGCUGAAGCGGGCGAGCUAGGUACCGCUGCCGUGGACUAGGAAGAGAAGCUCGGGAGUGCCUUUCCCCACACCCCGUGGAUGGAGCCUGCUGGUAGUGCCUAGCGUGGAUCUGGGAGAGUCGGGCGGAGAGAGUGUAACCGCCCUCAUCCUCAUCUCCGGGGAGCUCGGUCUGGCGUCUGUGCCCGGUGUACCUCAGAUGCUCACACACGUGUGUGUGUGGUGGGAGUUGGGAGCGAAUCUGAUAGUCGGCUGUGAACCGUUUCUGGUCUUAUCUCAUUCAUCUAUUCCCUCUAGAGCAGAUCUUCUCUUCUCUAGGGAAACCAGAAGGGAAACAGCUAUGGCCAAGGACAUCCUGGGUGAAGCAGGGCUGCACUUUGAUGAGCUGAACAAGCUGCGGGUAUUGGACCCAGAGGUUACCCAGCAGACUACAGAGCUCAAGGAAGAGUGCAAGGACUUUGUGGACAAAAUUGGCCAAUUUCAGAAAAUAGUUGGUGGUUUAAUUGAGCUUGUUGACCAACUUGCAAAAGAAGCAGAAAAUGAGAAGAUGAAGGCCAUUGGUGCUCGGAACUUGCUCAAAUCUAUAGCAAAGCAGAGGGAAGCCCAACAGCAGCAACUCCAAGCACUAAUAGCAGAAAAGAAAAUGCAGCUCGAAAGGUAUCGGGUUGAAUAUGAAGCUUUGUGUAAAGUAGAAGCAGAACAAAAUGAAUUUAUUGACCAAUUUAUUUUUCAGAAAUGAACUGAAAAUUUCAUUUUGUAGGAGGGCAAAAAAGAAAAAAAAACUUCUGUACCAUUCCAGUGACUUUGAUCAAUGACCCAAGUAUGUCAUGUGAGAUGGUGUAUAAGAAAUGCAGCAUCUCUGAAGGCAAUAAAACAAAUCUGGGGGUUUGUUUCAAAUGUCAGUGCACAUCUGGUAAACACCCAGUGACCUCAGUAGCCGAGGUUCUCCCCUCUUGCAAAUUAGUCUAACCUGAGCAGUCUGUAAACUUUGAUCCUUUAUUAUUAUUAUUUUUUGUAAAUUUACCAAGCUUUGGAAGAAAAAGCAAUAAAUUAUUGUUUUCAAAUGG